ACUAAUUAUUGUGCGUGCGUACAAACUACAGCGAACAAUUUCCCUUAUAUUACCUGACGCGAUGUUGUCGCACCGAGCAGCGGUGGCAGUGCUGUGUCUCGGGCUGGUCUCCAGCGGGAUUGCCAUGUCCCGAGCCCGCAGGCAGGAAGACGAUAACUCCUUCUGGUGGCUGACGGAUCCUGCACCUCCUAUAGGAGCUUCCGCUGCUGUGAAUGUGGCACCUGGUGCUGAAGGUGCAGGUCUUCUUGCGGCUGUUGCGAACGUGUUCCCGGGUGCACCGGGUGCAGGUCCUCUCUCCGCUACAGGAGGGAUCCCCAUCAACGACCUGUCUGACCUGGCGAGUCUGUUUGAAGGUGUGCCACCAGGCGGAGGUUCGUGCGAGUGCGUGCCGUACUACCAGUGCAAGGAAGGCGAGAUCGUCACCGACGGCGAGGGUAUCAUAGAUAUCAGAUUUGGCAACACGUUGAACAACACAGGAGAGACGCGUGUCAACUCUCACAGCCAGUGUCCGAAUUUCCUGGACGUUUGCUGCGGUCACCCCAACACCGCCGUGGUACCCGUCCCGGGGCCUCUGCAUCAGUACACCCCCAAGUGCGGCCACCGCAACCCCACCGGCGUCAACGCCAGGGUCUCAGGUUUCACGGCGCAACAAGCGCAGUUUGGCGAGUUCCCGUGGAUAGACCAGAGAGUGCGGUUGGGCGAGUGGGAUACGCAGCGCACGUACGAGUUAUACCAGCACGUGGACCGGCGUGUCAAGCAGGUGGUUACGCACGAACAGUACAACGCAGGCUCACUCAGUAAUAACUACGCACUACUGCUGCUCGAGUCGCCCGUCACGCUCUCCCCUCACAUCGACACGAUCUGCCUGCCUGACGAGAACACCUCCAUCGACCCCAACAAGUGCUUUGUCACGGGCUGGGGCAAGAACGAGUUCGGCAAAGAAGGUGAAUUUCAGAACAUCCUCAAGAAAGUGUCCCUACCAAUCGUCGAGCAUAACGCUUGCCAGACGGCACUCCGCACCACGCGGUUAGGGAAAUACUUUCACCUGCAUUCGACUUUCACGUGCGCCGGCGGGGGCGUGAACAGGGAGGACGCGUGCAAGGGUGAUGGAGGAUCUCCUCUGGUGUGUCCUUAUGCCCAGGACCCUGCCACCUACGUGCAGGUGGGCAUUGUUUCCUGGGGCAUCGGAUGCGGCGAGCCGGGCAUCCCUGGAGUCUAUGCGGACGUUGCAAAGGGCAUCCCGUGGGUGACCGCCAAGCUAAAGACUCUUCCCUACACACGACCGAAUUAAUAAUUAAGAGUUGGUGCGUACAGCAAUGCAUUUGGUUCACAGUGAUGUGAAAUUAUAUAAUAUUUAAAUAAAACCAUGAAAAACUACACAAGAUCAGUCCUGGAGCUAAUCGCAAAGAAAGUCGAACGUACUACAAAUUAAAUAUUUUUAAGAGUCGAUCACAACGCGUUCAAUACAUCUGAGAUCGGUACAAUUAUUCUUUAGCCAGCACCAUAAUCACGGUCACUACACAGCGUCGCCGUAUGAGCUCAAUGGUCAAAUGUUCGAAAAGCUCGUUUGUCACGCAAUUAUACAAUAGAAUUUAUUGAACCUAUCCUAGUCCCAUCCAUUUCGUUCAACUCUCUCAUUUCUUUGACAAGAUAGAUUAAUGGUAUAGAAAAUAUUCUACUAUUACGCCAAAUAAAUAACGGAAGACAAUUUCAUUUGAAUUUUCUGUUCAACUUCUGACGUCCAAAGAAGCGGGACCCAAUCUUUGGUUACGGAAAUAGUAGGAUUGGCAUGACUACGUCGUACCUGGGUUAGUCUCCAGAUUUGGUAUUUCUAGUUAACGCGGACGAAGAACGUGAAUUUUGUUGUAGGUUGUAAUCGGUAAUAAUUACCUUUGGUAUGUAAUGAAUUAGAAUUUCUUGUGAAUUUUCCCAUCAUUGGCAUUAAUUUUAAGCUCUUCUUUAUGAUCUUGUAUUCGCGAAAACACAGACUGCAUUCCUCUCUUAGAACUCGUAGUGUGACGUAACCAGAUAUUUAUUGACAAUAUUCAUUAUGACACAUUUAAUAAAUAUGUGAAGGAA
This is a messenger RNA of Hyalella azteca, 2079 nucleotides long. Its product is annotated as phenoloxidase-activating factor 2-like. The record is from RefSeq and is a predicted model, not a curated record. NCBI's taxonomy places the organism in Eukaryota, Metazoa, Arthropoda, Malacostraca, Amphipoda, Hyalellidae. Gene Ontology annotation, molecular function: serine-type endopeptidase activity. Gene Ontology annotation, biological process: proteolysis. Bases 62 to 1291 code for a protein of 409 amino acids. The transcript has 5 exons.